GUGUGUGUGUUUUCUUUUGUUUUUGCGAUUUUUGAACCUCUCACUGCGUUGUUAUGUUUGGCAUUAAACGCGUACAACUGAUUCGAUCACCUACCUACCUUAAGCAUUGGAUUUGUGCUGGAUUAGCAUAAUACUCUACUUAUACGCCAAAUAAUUCGUGUCGGAAUAAGAAUCUGAUUUUGCUAUGCAAACGGCUUAUGGUCGUAAUUGUGUGGUGUUUACUAAUCAGAAAGUAAAUGUGCUAAAAAUGUGAAAUCAACAACAAAAGACAACGUUUGAGAUUUAGUUUGUUACUGGAAAUAAAAGCAAACAAAAAAAUCUCAAAGUAAAGUGAAAAGCUAACAAAUCUAAGUAAAAAUCAAACCGCGUGACUUCUAUUAUUUUAUAAAGUACUUCUUUGUACGAUAUCUUAAAUAUUCUACUAUUGACUUUUGGUGCCCAUUUGCUUACUUCUAUUUAUUUACUCUAUUUGUUGUGUGUUGCAUGCGAACUUUAAGUAUCACUUUGUUGUGCCCUCCAUUUUCUCUUCCCUGCCAGCCGCGCGAGUCUGCUUGUCGCUGAUUUUAAGUUCCUAGCUGGCUGUCGCUUAGCGUUUUGGCUUGAGUCGCGCGAAUUGUGAUUUUUAUUGAUUUUCGCCAACGUAUUUAUGGUGGUUAUUUGUGCAAAAAACGCGUUCUAGUUUUUUUUUUUUCAAUAUGUGGAUUUUUGUGCCUUCAGCAAAGUGCUCUGACUCUUUUCAUAAAUAAUUAAAUCUUCGCUUAGUGAGUUGCAAUCCAACAGCGAUACUUGAAUGCAAUGCAGUCAUGAGUGGAAUAAUAGCCGGUGAGAGUGUUGUAUAUCCGGGGGAAGUAAAAAACAGUGGGAAUCGAGUGACAAAAAUCUGAGUAUGUUAUGUAUCAAAGAAUAGCAAGUAAUUGUUUUGUGCGGGGAAUUUCGAUCCUUAUAGCUGAGCCGGCUUCUGCAUGACUAAGUGCAAUCUAGGAGACUCUGUUUUCGAAACAUCAAAUGUUAAACGAGUUAUUUCUACAAGUUGGCGUAAAUUAAUCGUUCAAUUUGUUUUUGAAUAACUUUCUUACUAAAUAAAAAAAAAUUAUUUUGAGUGAUGAAAAUAUGAAGCAGCAAAUGCUCAGACUUCUUUGUACAAGUUAUGCUGCCCCACUUGAAGAGGACUUUCACGCCAAACCAACAGCUCGCACUCAUUGAUAUGCCGCCGAAUGCACCUAUUUUGUGACAAAACGAGUCAAAUUUUAAAUGCAACUGCAAAAAAAGCUCAAAUAGUAUAUUCUAAAACGUAAAUUAAUAUAAAAUAACCAAUUGCGAUAAUUAAGAAACCAGAAGUGCGAAAAAAUGACAGUAACCUAUACAGCAGAGGUGGCAACCUGUCGAGGUUUUGGCUGCUUUCUUAAAUUACUGCGAAGAUGGCGCGGCAGUAUCUAUAAGUUGGUGUGGCUCGAUCUCAUCGCAUUUCUCUUUCUCUACUACGUACUUAGUAUAGUGUAUCGUUUUGUUUUAAAUGAGUACCAGAAGCAAGUAUUCGAGGGCGUUGCAAAAUAUUGCUACAACUACAGUGAUCUUAUACCGCUGUCGUUUGUGCUGGGUUUCUAUGUAUCGAUAGUGAUGACACGUUGGUGGAACCAAUACACCAGCAUACCAUGGCCCGAUCCGAUUGCCGUUUUCGUUAGCGCCAAUGUGCACGGGCAGGACGAACGCGGACGUGUGAUGCGUCGCACAAUUAUGCGAUAUGUCUGCCUCUGCUUGACGAUGGUGCUGAUCAAUGUGUCGCCGCGUGUUAAAAAACGCUUCCCAGGCCUGACACAUCUCGUCGAUGCCGGUCUCUUGAAUGACAACGAGAAGUCGAUUAUCGAAAGUAUGAAUAAGGGUUUUCCGCGGCACUCCAAACAUUGGCUACCCAUCGUAUGGGCGGCAAGUAUUGUAACGCGGGCCCGCAAGGAGGGGCGUAUACGUGACGAUUUUGCGGUGAAAACGAUUAUCGACGAGUUGAAUAAGUUUCGUGGUCAAUGCGGUUUACUAAUAUCGUACGAUACGAUUAGUGUGCCGCUUGUGUACACGCAAGUGGUGACAUUGGCGGUAUAUUCGUUUUUUCUCUGCUCGGUUAUGGGUCAACAAUGGACAGAGGAUAAGGAGGCUUUCCAAAAGAUUGACUUAUAUUUUCCAGUAUUUACAACGCUACAAUUUUUCUUCUACAUGGGUUGGCUGAAAGUGGCUGAAUCGCUGAUAAAUCCUUUCGGUGAAGAUGACGAUGACUUUGAGGUCAACUGGAUGGUGGAUCGCAAUCUGCAGGUGUCCUACCUAAUAGUCGACGAAAUGCAUCACGAUCAUCCGGAACUAAUCAAAGAUCAGUACUGGGAUGAGGUAUUCCCCAAUGAAUUGCCAUAUACCGUGGCGUCAGAACGUUUCCGCGAGGAGCAUCCCGAACCAUCAACCGCUAAAAUCGAGGUGUCGAACAAGGCGGCAAUGCCAACGACGCUGUCCAGCGUACGCAUCGACGAAAUGGUUGGUAACAAAGGGUCAACCAGGCAUUUGUUACAAGGCCAAACCCAAAAUCCUGAUCAAACCCAAGCACAGACACCAAUGCAAGCAGUUAAUUAUAAAUUUCCCGAAAUGUCACAAGAAGAGGAGGCUGAUGAUGCCAGUGGCAUACAUUUCACAGCCGGCAAUGGCAAGGUACGACAAGGAUCCUCUCCCAGCCUCGCCAGCCUAAGUGGCACUUUGUCGCGUGUGAAUACAGUUGCCUCAGCGCUAAAGCGUUUUCUUAGUCGUGAAGAGCGUCCCGGCUCGACGACACCCGUCGAUGAGGGUACACAGAAAAAUCGUUUUCCCGGUAGUGCCAGUUCCGCCAGUCUUACCGGCAAUUUAAUUAUGAAACCACCCGGUAGUGUACGCAUCACCGAUCAGGUCAUCGAAGAAGUGGACGAACAAGCGACCAUCACGUCACAGCGCGCCAAUGAACAGGCACGUCCGAAUGUGCGCGACAUUUUCUUGCAGGAUCUCAACAAUCAAGGUUCAUCGGUGGCAAGCAGUGUGCCACAACGUUCCAACCCGAUGGAUAUUCCGCCCAGACCGACUUCAUACAUGCGCACGCAGUCCACUUACGAGCCAAUGCUUUUCCCACCGGGCGGUGUGGAGGCUUUGUUGAGCUCAUCAGCGCCAACGAAUGGCAGUCCACUCAUUUCCCAGACGGUUCCGAAUACGCCAGUGGGGGAUCCAUCGAGCACCAAGUCACUUUUCGAUCAGCAAUUAAAUGCGCUGAAGGACAGCCGCGAAACGGAACGUCCCGCCGAAAUGCAGCAGGUUUUCAGAUGGUUUUUAUCGACUGUCGAUGACAUGGAAAUCAAAUCGACAACAGAUGCGCCAGGCGCUGAGGAUGAGGGCGACGAUUUCGACAAAUUGAAAGCCACGCGCGAAAAGGAACGUUUCCAGCGUCAACAACAGAAGAUGGCGCGUACAAUUAGUACAGCACCCGGCGUAGAGGGUGGACCCACGGUUGUGCCUGUAGUAGCGGCUGCAAUAAUUCCGGCUACUGUUAUGCCCACGCCGGCCGCACCAGCACCAGCGCCAGCGCAACCACCGUCCGAUGUACCAGCCAGUGCAGAUCAAUUGACAAAUAACGCGGCGAACGCAAGUGCGGAACCACUCACAACCUCAGCGGCAACAGCUUCACCGGAUGCAAAAGAGGCUAACACUUAAAUGUGACUUAGUGAGGGAACAAAUUUCGUUCAUAGAAGGGGUCGUUUUAUAAUGUAGGCAAAAAAAGUGUAGUUUGUAUUCUUUUUUUUUUCGUCUUUUAUACAGAUUUAAGUAGCUAACUUUGCGCUAAAUUUGUUUAUAGAUUUUUUAAUAUGCUCAUUUAUCAGCGUUAUCGAAUUUGCAACAAUUAAGAUUAAGGUAUCUUAAAUCCCGAAAGUAGGUAAGUGGCAAAGUGUAGCGUACUUGAGAGCAAAGUAGAGCGUAGCAUACUUUUGAGUGCAAUGUAAACUAACAGAAGCCAUGUACGGGCGGACAUAAAUAAGUAUUUCAGCUGGCAAUGCAUAUCUGAAAAUGGAUUUUGUUUUGUCUUUUAGUAUUUUCUUCUUGUAUUCUUUUUUUGUAUUUUUUUCAUAUUUUUGUUUUGUAUUUUUUCAUAUUUUUUUGUAUUUUUUGUUUCCUUUUUUUGUCUGUUUUUUGUAUAAGCAAAUACAAAUAAUGCGAGUGAGAAAUGUGACUUAUCUGUUCCAAUACUAUAUGCGUAUGUAUGUAUGUGCAGUCGUCAACGUCAAAAAAGUGUACACCAUAUAUCGACAAGUUUUGUCUACUUAUUUAUUUAUUUAUUUUUUAAUUUUCAUUAAUUUUAUAAUUAUAAAAAUAUAUUUCAUACUACUAUAAAAACCAUAUAAUGCGAAGUGUCAAACUUUGCACAAAAUUUAAAAAAAUCGGCACAUUUUCAUCAAAUUUUAAACUUUUUAGAAUUUCUAAAAAAAUGUCAAGUAUU
Molecule: messenger RNA, 4489 nt
Organism: Anastrepha ludens (Mexican fruit fly)
Lineage: Eukaryota; Metazoa; Arthropoda; Insecta; Diptera; Tephritidae
Gene: Best1
Product: bestrophin-1
Exons: 8
Coding region: 1348-3708 (786 amino acids)
Molecular function (GO): chloride channel activity
Source: RefSeq, a predicted model, not a curated record